AUGUGGCGGGACCGAACCAACCUCUUCAUCUCCUACCGCCAGUCGUACUCGCACCAUCCGCCCAGCAAGACUCCGCGCUAUGGCGGCCCCGUCGCCAAUGGCUUCGGCGAUGAGGAGCGUCAGGGCCUCAUGUCCUCGGGGGCCUUCGAAGACGACGGCGACGCUGUCAUCGAGAUGGACCUGCUCCCGCCGCGCUGGCUCGACAUCCAGGACGAAAUCACGGAGCAUCUUGCAGACAUAGCGAGACAGACACGGAGGCUUGAUCAGAUGCACCAGAAGCACGUGCUUCCCGGUUUCGACGACGAGGAGGUCAAGAGGCGGGAGGAGCGGGAGAUUGAGUCUCUUACCCAGGACAUCACACGGAGCUUCCAAAAGUGCCAACAGGCCAUCAAGCGCAUCGACAACAUGGUGCGCGAGUCCAAGCAGCAGGGCAGCAUCAGCAAUGGCGAAGAAACCAUGGCCAAGAACCUCAAGAUUUCUCUGGCAUCGCGUGUAGGCGAAGUGAGCGCCUUGUUUCGCAAGAAGCAGGCCGCAUACCUCAAGAAGCUUCGCGACAUGGGUGGCUUCGGUUCUCCCCUCCGCUCCGCAACCCCUAUCCAGAAUCCCUACAACGACCCUGCCCUGCAGGAGUCCGACGCGGACCGCUCCUUCUCACAAUCGACCUUGCUCCAGGCUAAGCAGCAGCGAAUACGUCACGAUCCUAACGAAGCCCUCAUUGCCCAGCGUGAGCGCGAGAUUGAGGACAUUGCGCAAGGCAUCAUCGAAUUAGCCAACAUAUUCCAGGAGCUGCAAACAAUGGUCAUCGACCAAGGGUCCAUGCUAGACCGCAUCGAUUAUAACGUGGAAAGAAUGACGGUGGACGUGAAGGAAGCAGACAAGGAGCUCAAAGUCGCGUCCGGAUACCAAAGAAAAAGCAUCAAGAGAAAGGCCAUGUUACUGCUGGCCAUUCUCAUCGCUGGCGUGUUCAUUUUACUCUCACUGAAGCUAAGCCGCAAAGGCAACAGCGAUCCAGCACCCGCGCCAGUCCCAAAACCGCCUCCUGAAGCCGCAGUCCCAGAGCGCAGGCGGCGCAGACGCCAGUCAGUAGCAUUGGGAACAAGCCGGGAUUGGCACAGGCGAAAACGGAGGUUAUGGGAAGAUGUUGCUGAGGGUGUACCACUACUUGGUGCAUAA
This is a messenger RNA of Didymosphaeria variabile, 1173 nucleotides long. It is a transcript of the gene tlg2, whose product is annotated as t-SNARE affecting a late Golgi compartment protein 2. The coding region runs from base 1 to 1173 and encodes 390 amino acids. Gene Ontology annotation, molecular function: SNARE binding; SNAP receptor activity. Gene Ontology annotation, cellular component: membrane; endomembrane system; SNARE complex. Gene Ontology annotation, biological process: intracellular protein transport; vesicle-mediated transport; vesicle fusion. The record is from RefSeq and is a predicted model, not a curated record. Lineage: Eukaryota; Fungi; Ascomycota; Dothideomycetes; Pleosporales; Didymosphaeriaceae. The transcript is spliced from 3 exons.